GCUGUAGCCCCAGACAUGGUCUCGUGCAGACGGAGUUUGAAUACACAGCCGCACGUGCCGUGCUGUCACGCUCCGGUCCGGUGUCGGUUGACAGGAAGAGGCGGCGGGAAGGAGGAGCCGCUGCGGUACCACUUUGUGUUGCCGCCGCUCCAUUUCCUCGUCUCGCCCCGCACUCUCAAGCUCCCACCAGCUCACUCCUCUCCGCGGGACGGUAAACUUCCAGAAACUCACAAAAUGUACCGAUACCUCGGAGAGCUACUCACCCGGGGAGCCAGCAACGUCUUGGCCUCGGGCUGCUCCGCCGCCGCGGACUCCGCGCUGCCGGCGUCCGCGUCCCUGCUGCGGUACCGCGGCUACAGCCAGGCCGUGGACCGGGACGAUGACCCCAACUUCUUCACCAUGGUGGAAGGCUUCUUCGACAAGGGUGCCGCUAUCGUGGAGGACAAGCUGGUGGAGGACCUGAAGACCCGGGAGAGCCCCGAGCAGAAGAGGAAGCGAGUCCUCGGGAUCCUGCGGAUCAUCAAGCCGUGUAACCACGUCCUGAGCGUCAGCUUCCCCAUCAAGAGAGACAGCGGGGAGUGGGAGGUGAUCGAGGGCUACCGGGCUCAGCACAGCCAGCACAGGACGCCCUGCAAGGGAGGUAUCCGCUACAGCACAGAUGUGACAGUAGACGAGGUGAAAGCUCUGGCCUCGCUGAUGACGUACAAAUGUGCUGUCGUUGAUGUGCCAUUUGGUGGAGCCAAAGCUGGAGUGAAGAUCAACCCGAAGAAAUACUCAGACAACGAGCUGGAGAAAAUCACCAGGAGGUUCACCAUCGAGCUCGCCAAGAAAGGCUUCAUCGGGCCCGGCAUCGAUGUUCCUGCUCCAGACAUGAGCACCGGUGAGCGGGAGAUGUCCUGGAUCGCCGACACCUUCGCCACUACCAUGGGACACUACGACAUCAAUGCUAGCGCCUGCGUCACCGGGAAGCCCAUCAGCCAGGGAGGGAUCCACGGUCGCAUCUCCGCCACCGGUCGAGGAGUUUUCCACGGCAUCGAGAACUUCAUCAACGAGGCGGCCUACAUGAGCCAGCUGGGGAUGUGUCCCGGCUUCCAGGACAAGACCUUCGUCAUCCAGGGGUUCGGUAACGUCGGUCUUCACUCCAUGCGCUACCUUCAUCGUUUUGGAGCGAAGUGUGUCGGAGUCGGAGAGAUGGAUGGCAACAUCUGGAACCCCAACGGCAUCGACCCCAAAGAGCUGGAGGACUACAAACUGGCUAAUGGGACCAUCGUGGGUUUCCCGAACUCGACACCGUACGAGGGAAGCAUCCUGGAGGCUGACUGCGAUAUCCUUAUCCCUGCUGCCAGCGAGAAACAGCUGACGAAGAGCAACGCACACAAGAUCAAGGCCAAGAUCAUCGCAGAAGGAGCCAACGGUCCGACCACACCUGAGGCUGAUCGCGUCUUCCUGGAGAGGAACAUCAUGGUGAUCCCGGACAUGUACCUGAACGCCGGCGGUGUGACAGUUUCAUACUUUGAGUGGUUGAAGAAUCUGAAUCACGUCAGUUACGGUCGACUCACCUUCAAGUAUGAGCGAGACUCAAACUACCACCUGCUGAUGUCGGUCCAGGAGAGCUUAGAGAGGAAGUUUGGGAAACAUGGAGGCGCCAUUCCUGUGGUCCCCACGUCUGAGUUCCAGGCUCGCAUCGCUGGAGCCUCUGAGAAGGACAUCGUUCACUCUGGUCUGGCUUUCACCAUGGAGCGCUCUGCCCGGCAAAUCAUGCGAACAGCCAACAAAUACAAUCUGGGUUUGGACCUGCGGACGGCCGCGUACGUCAAUGCCAUCGAGAAGGUGUUCAAGGUUUACAGCGAGGCCGGCCUCAUCUUCACAUAGACCCUCCUCCAUCCACGUCUGUUACCUGUCACCUGUUUGACUGUUUGUUACCUGAAUGUCUGUUACUAGUCUGACUGUUACCUGUCUGUCAGUCUGUCUGUCUGUCUGUAUCAUCUGUAUUUCAAUCGGUAUCCGUUUACGUUCUGCACUUCAUCUCAUCGCGUUCAUUCCUUCUCUUCACGUCUGUUUACCUUCUUUUUCUUUGAUUUAUAAUACACCUGCGGUUCACAGCUUUAAUGCUCCCACGCUCGCCUGAAUCGCUGCUCUGCUGCUUUGUGUACAUAUCAGGAGGAAUUAUUUAAAAAAAUAGAAGCCUUAACUUCACAGAGGAACUUUUCACCGUUUGCCUGUGACACACUGAGUGGCCAAAAGUAAAUGGACACCAUUUAAAAAAAACUCAGAGCUGAAACUGUUUGAACCAAAGAUUCCCAACCUGUAGAGUCACCAGAUUAUUCAUUAUAAGAUAAAAAACAUGCAAACAUACAAAAUAAUAUAGUUUUUUUCCCCAUUUUUUCCUCUUUAUUUACCCCUUUCUUAAUUAAAGUUUUUUUUUUUUUAAAUCCUCAAACAAAAGAAAAGGGUAAAUAAAAUGAAAAAAAAGUUUUUUUCCCCCCUCCUUUAUGUAACUUUUUCUUAAUUAAAGGGUAUUUUUUUCCAAAUCCUCUAACAAAACACUCUGGUUUAUUUGCUAGUAGAUUAUAUUUAGUUCUAAAGCAUCACAAAUCGAAAAAGCUCGAGGUGAUUGGUAUAAAAUUUGCUGAUAAAUGGAGAAAUAAAGGUGAAUAUCAGUUAUUCCUUCCUAUUAAAUGUAAACAAUUUUAGUUUUUCUUCACCUGUAAUAAUGUUAAACUGAGUAUCUUUGGGUUUUUUUACAUUUGGGGAAGUUAUCAUGAAGAUUUUUAACUGAAACUGCAACUAAUUAACUUUUUUUAUCAAAAAAUAAUCAGUAUAGUAUAGUUAAACUGCAGAUUGUUAACCUUUUUUAAUGCAAUAAAAUAAAAUAAUAAAAAAUGUUUACCCAAAGUGGCUAUAAAGCAGCCAAAAAUCAUUCAAUUCUCACUUUAAAAAGUUGAAUUCACAGAAUUUUUUGCUGUUUAUGCUUUAAAAAAUAUCAGAUUUUUUGAUUUACUUCACAGGGAUGGUGCACGUUAAUAAUCACAAGUGUUAUUGCACAAUAGAGGGAGAUUAUUAUGAUUUAAAAUCUAAACAAAUGAGUGUCAGAUUGUUAUCAGGUGUCCACAUACUUUUGGCCGCUUGGUCUACAUUUUGUCUCCAGGAGAGCUCAUAUAAUUUAUCUUCUUUUUAUAUAAUACUGUGCACACGUGCCUCAGGACUGUAGCUUUAGUAUUUACUGCCUUUGGAGGUGCAAAAGUAAUUUUAUUAAAGGACUAUUCUGUCUACUUUUUGUGUAUUUUAAGAGCAAUAACUGCAAAAUCCUGUUUACUGUCGUUUCUAAAGUCAUCCAUUGGAGUGAUUUCCUUCUCUUCUGCAGAGCGACAAUGAAACGUGGAGUCGUGACACUUUAAAGCAGCUUUGAGGCGUCUUACCUUCUGCUGUGAAGACAUGCUACAAAUAAUAGUUUAGUCUGUGAAAACAACUACAAAUGUCUUGUUCUGUGCAUCUAAAACUCUCAAAUAUUCAGUUUACAACCAAUUAGGACAAUAAAAGCACCAGAUUUUCUUCUCUUAGAUGCAGAAAUCUGGAAAUAUUGUGAGUUUUUUCACAAUUUUUGCUUUAAAAAAUGAGCAAAACGAUAUUUUUCCUUCAGUCGACUAAUCAGUUGGAGGUAAUCAGUUAUUAUUAAUGUGUGAGCUGCUUGCUAACACAUUAAUAAGAACUCACAGCAACAUUACAGUGUUUCACAAACAAAAAAUUACUCCAACUGUGGCCUGUUGACUUUGUUUUUAAGCACUUAAUGGAUGGUUAAAACGGCUCCUUCACACGUUGUCAAAUCUCUGUGAGUUUGCCUUAAAGGUCUGAUGCUGAACUUUGUCACUUUCCUUCUGAACAUUCAGAAAGUUGCUAUAAUCAAUAAGUAAACUAUGCAGACACAAAUCGAGCUGCUUGAACGCUUGGCUACCUGGUAAAGUUAAGCUUCAUCUCUCAGGGUGGAAAACGCAGUUUUGGUCGAAACAUGCUGCGUGAAUGGAGGGAAAACAAGUUUAUUUUCUGUCUUUCAGCCGACUUUUUUCACUGCUUUGAUUUUUUGUGAAAGUUUUUAUGGCUUUUUUUGUUAAAAUGACAAAAUAAAGGAAAGAAAGAGA
Amphiprion ocellaris (clown anemonefish) is the source of this 4136-nucleotide messenger RNA. RefSeq names its product glutamate dehydrogenase, mitochondrial-like. Gene Ontology annotation, cellular component: mitochondrion. Bases 16 to 1872 code for a protein of 618 amino acids. Gene Ontology annotation, molecular function: L-glutamate dehydrogenase (NAD+) activity. Gene Ontology annotation, biological process: L-glutamate catabolic process. The record is from RefSeq and is a predicted model, not a curated record. Lineage: Eukaryota; Metazoa; Chordata; Actinopteri; Pomacentridae. The transcript has 13 exons.